Messenger RNA from Ostrea edulis (European flat oyster), 614 nucleotides. RefSeq lists its product as uncharacterized. The record is from RefSeq and is a predicted model, not a curated record. The coding region runs from base 125 to 571 and encodes 148 amino acids. Lineage: Eukaryota; Metazoa; Mollusca; Bivalvia; Ostreida; Ostreidae. Gene Ontology annotation, molecular function: calcium ion binding. The transcript has 6 exons.
AAUGGGCAUAGGGAUCGCUUCAUGUGACGUGGGUCCCCACGAGGUCGGAGGCCAAGACUUUAGAGGAGAUAAGGACGCGAUAACUCGACACUAAGCCGGCGUGAGAGAUAGCAGUGACAUCAACAUGAACAAGAUCAUCCUCAUCGCCUGUCUGGUAGGGAGUGUGGUAUGCCAAGACGAUGGGUCGACUCUGUUACACAAUCUAUUCAACCAAAUGGACCUCAAUUUAGAUGGAUUUUUGUCAAUGUCAGAGGCUCAGGAAGUUUUAAAAGCAAUGGAUUCAAACGACGAUAAGAUGGUGACCGAGAAGGAGUUCUACCUUGGAUUGGUUGACAGCGCCCCGACACUGUGGUAUUGUGGCAAGACCUUCUACGCUGCUCUGGACGUAGACCAUGUUCAUUUGAUUAAAGAACAGCACAUCAACACCAUCUACAGGGACAUGGACACCAACCAAAAUGGAAUUGUGAGCGAAGAGGAAUUCACUAAUUACCUUAUAAAUUUGGAAAAGGACUGCCGCACGAACGGACACAUCAACCAGGCUAAAAGGUUUCUACCAAAACGAUCCAGAUAAACCAACCCUUGUAUUCCAAUGAAGUAAAAUCUCGUUAAAUCGA